AUGGCACUCUCUCUCAGAACCUCGUCGCUUCUUCCCAGGCCCUGUUUUCACAGCUCACUCUCCCUCUUGUUUUACUCGUCCAAAACCUCAGAAUCAAAUCCAACAGCUGAAUACUUAAUUAACCACCACCAGUUUUCCCCUGAAGCGGCUUUUAAGGCCUCGUCAACUAUCGCUUAUCUCAGAAACCCAGCAGAGUCGGAUUUGGUGCUUUCAUUUCUCAAGGAGAGUGGUUUCUCCAAAACCCAUCUCGAGGGAGUGAUUCAAAGGAUCCCCAGAAUUCUAUGUGCCAAUCUCGACACUUCCAUCAAACCGAAAAUCAAGAUUUUUCAAGAUUUGGGCUUUUCGGAUUCCGACAUUGCCGAGAUUAUAUCCUCUGACCCCUGGAUUCUGUGGCGGAGUGCCGAUAAUCGGCUCGGUCCUGCUCUUCUCGUGUUGAAGAGCAUUCUGGGUUGCAAUGCCGAUGUGUGUAAGCUGUUAAAGUUAUGUGGGCGUUACCUCCAACAUGAUUUGGAGAAGAGUUUGAGGGCUAAUAUGGAGUUGUUAAAGAGUUUGGGUAUAGGUUCCACGCAGCUUGUUAAGUAUUUGUUUCGAUUUCCUAGAUUGUAUUUGCGUAAGCAGGAGAACAUUUUGGAAUUUGUUGAAAGGGUUGAUAAAAUGGGGUUUGAUAGGAAUUCCGGGAUGUUCAUAUCAGCUAUUGGGAUCAUUAGUUCUAUGAGGGUGGAGACCUGGGAAAUGAAGGUGAAGCUUUUCCGGAGUUUGGGGAUUUCGGAAAAGGAUGUCUUUGCUAUGUUUAGGCGGUCGCCGCAUGUGUUUGGUAUAUCUGAGAGGAAACUUAAGGAGGUAGUAGACCUGUUGGUCAGUGCUGGGAAGUUUGACAUCCCGUUUGUGAUUAAUAAUCCGGAGUUGCUUAUGUAUAGUGUUGAACGCAGGCUGAAACCAAGGCUAAAAGUUUUGGAGAUUUUGGAAAAGAACAAUUUACUUGAUGAAAAACCUAAGUUGACCACAUUCUGCAAGUACUCCGAGCAGAAGUUUGCUGAAAGAUAUAUUCUUCCUUAUGCAAAUGAACUUGGGAAACAUAUGAGUUAUGAAUGCUGA
This is a messenger RNA of Rosa chinensis, 1095 nucleotides long. RefSeq lists its product as uncharacterized. The record is from RefSeq and is a predicted model, not a curated record. The transcript has a single exon. Gene Ontology annotation, molecular function: double-stranded DNA binding. Bases 1 to 1095 code for a protein of 364 amino acids. Lineage: Eukaryota; Viridiplantae; Streptophyta; Magnoliopsida; Rosales; Rosaceae. Gene Ontology annotation, cellular component: chloroplast. Gene Ontology annotation, biological process: regulation of DNA-templated transcription; chloroplast organization.